AUGCAUCAAUUUUUACUUAAGUUAAUGGCAAUGAAUUUGUCGGUUGAUCCAUGCGAAAAUUUUUUUGAAUAUGCUUGUGGUCGAUGGAAUCAUGAUCAUCCUAUCCCAGAUGAUAUGUUUGCAUAUGGAACUUUUGCAUCUGUAAGAGAGAAUGUUCGACUACAAAUGAAAGUUUUGUUGGAGUCUGAUACACCAGUAGCAUCGAAAUCCAUUGCAAUGGCACGAAUUGCUUAUCAAACUUGCAUGAACACUAGUAAACUUGAAUCUAUCAAAUCAUCGCAGUUACUACAUGCAUUACAACAACUGGGCAAAUGGCCAUUAUUGAAUGGCAAGGAUGAUUGGGAUGAAAAGUCGUUUAAUUUUACUUCUGUUUUGGCUUCAUCUCGUCGAAGUUUUGGAAAUGAAAUUUUUUUUCAAGUUUACGUGUACGCGGAUGCAAAAAACACGACAAGAAAUACUUUAUAUAUGGAUCAGGGAAUGCUUGGUUUAGGUCGUGGCUCUCGUGAUUAUUACCUUAACACAACAAUGUUUUCCAAGCAUUUAGAUGCUUACAGAAAAUACCAACUUGAUGUUAUGAAGUUACUUUUAGCUGAUGCUAAUAUUACUUAUGAAUUACCGCAAUUAAUUCGUCAGCUCGAUGACAUUAUCAAUUUUGAAAAGAAAUUUGCCCAAAUUAUCAUACCAGAAGAUGAUCGACGUAAUAGCACACGUCUGUAUAACAAAAAAAUAAUUGCAGAUUUAUAUACUUUAUUACCUGAGGUAGAAUGGCUAAGUUACUUCUACCAAAUCACACCAAAAUCAAUUCAUGAUUCGAUUAGUAAUAAUACACAAAUAAUUGUUGGUGAGGUGGAAUAUCUAUACAGUGUUACUGAGCUUAUUAAUAACAAUAGCAAUGGUCUCUUGGCAAAUUAUAUACUUUGGCGUAUAAUACAUUCAUGGGUCAAAAUAUUGGAUGGAAGAUUCGAAGACAUCAAACAGGAUUUUAUGAGGGUAAUGACGGGACAACAAACAAAAUCACCACGUUGGAAAGAGUGUGCGCAAGGAACAAUAAGUUUAUUACCAUUAGCUGGGGGAGCACUUUACGUCCGACAGCAUUUUGAUUUUACAGAUAAACAAGAAGCACUAGUUAGUCUUUGGAUCAAGAAUUUUACAUUUUCAAAUAUUGUUAGAAAUAUAUUCUACAACAAGAUUGUUAUUCAGAAAGCAGUAAGUAUGAUUAACAACAUUGGCUAUCCUGAUUUUAUCAAUAACGAUACUGCUCUCGACAAACAUUAUGAAAAAUUACAUUUUACGGCUGAAGACUCACAUUUUGAUUUGCUGAGGAAAGUGCUAAUAUGGUCACAAGAGAAGGAGUUUUUAAGAAUCAAAGAAUCAUUUGACAAAUAUGAAUUCGAAGUGAGCCCAGCUGUAGUCAAUGCAUUCUAUUCACCAGAAAAAAAUGCUUUAACAUUCCCUGCCGGAAUACUUAAGCCACCAUUUUUCAGUGGUUCUUAUCCAAAGAUGGUAAAUUACGGUGCAAUAGGUGCAGUAAUUGGGCAUGAAAUCACUCAUGGAUUCGAUGAUCAAGGAAGUCAGUAUGACAAAGAUGGUAAUCUGCAGAACUGGUGGAAUGAAGAAUCUUACAAAGGAUUCUCAGCACGCAAGGAAUGUAUCGUUGAUCAGUAUAAUUCAUACAAAGUACCAAAUACAGAUUACAAGGUUAAUGGAAAGCUUACUCAAGGAGAAAAUAUAGCUGAUAAUGGUGGUGUUAAAGAAGCAUACAGGGCAUACAGGAAGUAUGUGAAACAAUUAGGUCAUGAAGAACCCUAUUUACCAGGUUUUCAAAACUUUUCUAGCGAUCAAGUGUUCUACUUGUCAUACGCUCAUUUUUGGUGUGGUCAUAAAAAAGAAGCAGCAGCAUUACAGCAAGUUUUGACAGAUGAACAUAGUCCUGAAGUUUUUCGAGUUAUCGGUGUAUUGUCAAAUUUACCGGAAUUUAGCGAAGCUUAUAACUGUAUACCUGGCAGUCAAUUAAAUCCACCACAACGUUGUGCUGUUUGGUAA
This is a messenger RNA of Thelazia callipaeda (thelaziosis nematode), 2043 nucleotides long. The record is from the annotation of a GenBank genome assembly. NCBI's taxonomy places the organism in Eukaryota, Metazoa, Nematoda, Chromadorea, Rhabditida, Thelaziidae.